UUUCCACAGACCCGAGUGCAGCUUUAAAAUCCCCCACAAUGCACCGCGCUGUCCCGUAGCCGUUGCCAUGUUAGAGCAGUAUGGGGGAGUUUCCCGCAGUCUGCGCCGUUACACAGCGUGAAAACUUUUCCCUCUGCCCGUCAGUGCGCUCGUUUCAUCCUGUCUCUUACCACAGGAAAUCCUCCAUGUUUCUCUGCGAAGCCUUUCCUACGGAUAUCCCCGUCCAGCGAGUGUGUUAACAGGCAGAAAGAUGAGCAUAACUGCAUUCCGCGGUCCGUUUCUUCAGCAAACUUCAGACGCGGUCACGGCAGGUCCGGGGAACACACACGGUCUCCACCACGGGCUGUUUCUCUUCACACUACACAUUAAAGGAAUGAGGGAGCAGAGCUAGAGGCCCAACUCUGCACCACCUGUGACAGGAUGGAGCUGAAGGUUUGGGUGGAUGGAAUCCAGCGUGUGGUUUGUGGAGUCACUGAGGCGACCACAUGUCAGGAAGUGGUCAUUGCACUGGCUCAGGCUAUAGGUCGCACUGGGCGCUACACACUAAUCGAGAAAUGGAGAGAUUCUGAGCGACACUUGGCUCCUCAUGAGAGCCCUGUGGCCUCAUUGAACACUUGGGGCCAGUACGCUGGUGAUGUUCAGUUUAUUCUGCACCGCACUGGGCCUUCCCUCACUGAACGUCCUCCAUCUGAGGGGCCCCCUGUCUCUCGGGGCCCUGAGCGUGGCCUGCAUCGCCAGAGCCUCCCUAUUAUGGCUAAGCUUCGGGCCCAGGGCGAGCGAUCUCUCCGCCGUCGAGAACCACGUCGCAAAUCCCUCACCUUUACUGGGACGCCACGUGGCCUUAGAGACAUACUUAAUGGCACUAGAAUUGGAGACAGAGACUCCAAGCGCUGUGUUGUUCUGAUGAACAGUGCCCCCCAAAGCCUGUCCACAUCCCCACGGCUACCUUCAAGUCGCGUGGAAGAGCUGACCCGCCUUGUGAGGCUGCAGAGGGAGUCGCUGAAUGUUCUGGAACGCCGAGCAGAGGCAUGCGAUGUAGAGCUGCAGACAUGGAGCCAAAAAAGGCCAAGCAGUGAGGACUCCUGGGCAGUCAUGACAGAGGAGAUGGUGCGGCUGGAGCAGCAGCUGUGUAGGAAUCAGGUGGAAGUGGAGGAGGAAGAGUUUUGGUCAAGCGAGCUACAGAUUGAGCUUGAAAGCGAGAGGCAGCUGGAGGAGCGGCUGCAGGAGGUGUGUACUCGGCUCCGAACCUGCGAGACUGAGCUGGAGCAGAGGUUGAACCGUUUGCAUGGCAUGGAGGCGGGACUGGAGGCUCAGCGGCAGCAGGAGCAAACGAGGGAGAACCAGCUCUGGAGUGAAGGAGAAGUGAAGGCCAGGCUGCAGACGGUAAAGGCUGAACUCAAGGCUCAGGCUCAGCACACAGCACAGCUGGAAAACAGCUGCAGGGCUGUGGAGAGGUCACUGAGUCAGUCUAGCAAGAGACUACAGGAGAGUCAGUUUGAGCUUGAGCAGCUAACUAAAGAGCUGAGGCAGGUGAAUCUUCAGCAGUUCAUCCAGCAGACUGGCACUAAAGUGACUGUACUGCCGGUGGAGCCCAGUGACGUGGAGGCCAGCGUACCCCCUGUGCCUCAGGAACCAGCACUGACUGGUUCACUAAAGCGCCUGGGCCCAUCUCAUGCAGUGGGAGUUAACCUGCGGGUGCUACACAGCCCCAUCACCUCAACCCUCAACCCUGAGGGCAUUUAUGUCUAAGGACCAGAGGAACACCUGCAACCACCUUUACACAUCCACUGAAAAGUUUUUCAACAACUCCAUGUGAUUUCAUAAAAACAGAGUAAUGCAUUAAGGCUGUUGUGAAAGGCAGUCAUAGGAAGUGAUUUGUUGGUUAAGGCUGGUAGUUAAUACUCGGCUUUGCAAUGUUGGAUAGCCGAUGGAGCAACAGAGUAGGAAGCAUGAAAUAAAAAUGAAGGUAUUCGUUAUUUUGGUAAUGGUAAACUGGACAUAUACCUCAACUCAAGUCCCAUCUGUUGGCUGUAAUAUCUGCUCGAAACUCUAAUGAACUCUGAUAAAAGAAUGUUUUAUUUCCUAUAUAGAGACUGCAGAGCAACAGGCCUGUAUAAGAAAUGACAUACUAAGGAUGAGUUACUUUAGAAAUGUGAAUAUUUUUACAAAGCUGUUUGUUAAUUCAGCCACAAAGUGAGUUGUUCAUAUAAGCAACAUGACACAUGCACCUUUCUGUCUUUACUGUGGCAUCAUAUUUUAUGCUGAGGUUUAUAUUUUGCCACAGUUGGUAUUAUAUUUCUUUGCGUACUCCACAUUUAGAUUUAUAAUUUGUUUUAGCGAUUUUUGAGCCAAAGAUGCCUGCUAAUAUGUAUAUUUUUGGUAGCCAUAUUCAAACUGCAACGGAUGCAGUUUUAUAGCAAUACAUCUCCAGCUAUAUAAUUAGCUAAUUUCCAUCAUGUUUACCUUUUAGGUUUUAAUAAUCUAUAGCUUAUGCAAAAGAAUUUGCAAUGCACAUGUGUAAAACUGAGCUUUGCAUUAGUAUUAAAUGAACGUUGCAGUAUUACAGUAUAUUAUGCUUGACAAAUCAUAGAUUGGGCUCUGUCAAUUAACCAGUUUAUAACUGUUAUAAUUGUAACCAGUGCCUUAAGUCUGUAAUGAAGCAUUAACACGAUCAAAUCCAGAUCAAAAUGGGGAGCUCCCAAGUCUGUUUAUAUGUGGUAUAGAUGGUGAUGGUGAACUAACAUCCAUUUUUUUUAUUUGAUAGAAAACCGGCUGUGUUUGAAAUCCCUCUUUUGUUCACUCCAUUUGAUUUUCUUUGUCCAUACUGCUACACUAAACACUGAAUGGGGGACAGGUGUUAGAACCAUGGCACCAACCGGUUUCAGAAGCUUGAGGCAUGCUAGCAUAAUCUUUUUAUUUGUAGAGGAAUGAAGGCUCAGUGCUUUCUGGUGCCAGUUACACAAAAGGCAUUGUAUAUACACUAUAAAUCAAAUAUAUACUGUAAAUGUUGAACUAUAUGAACUAGAUGGAAAUUCAGAUUGGGCAGAAGCGUUCUCCACUACAAGUUGGUGCAUGAAAUGAAUGGGGUUCCACACACAGCCAUUGUUUCUUUGUGCUCACUGCUGCGUUUUUAUGCAUUUUUUGUGCUUGUGAACAAUUUCCGUUUUUUAUUUACUUUAAUAUUUUGUUUUCUACUUUGAAAAUGUAUUUAAAAAAAACUGCGGUAAUGCCAUGCAUAUGUAAAUUAUACAUCUUGCUUAUAAAGCUCUUUGUGAUUUAUUGCACUGCAUUUCAACAUUAAAAUCAAAUUAACACAAA
Silurus meridionalis is the source of this 3318-nucleotide messenger RNA. It is a transcript of the gene rassf8a, whose product is annotated as ras association domain-containing protein 8. NCBI's taxonomy places the organism in Eukaryota, Metazoa, Chordata, Actinopteri, Siluriformes, Siluridae. The coding region runs from base 421 to 1749 and encodes 442 amino acids. Gene Ontology annotation, biological process: signal transduction. The transcript has 5 exons. The record is from RefSeq and is a predicted model, not a curated record.